Molecule: messenger RNA, 1548 nt
Organism: Phaeodactylum tricornutum CCAP 1055/1
Lineage: Eukaryota; Bacillariophyta; Bacillariophyceae; Surirellales; Neidiaceae
Exons: 4
Coding region: 1-1548 (515 amino acids)
Source: RefSeq, a predicted model, not a curated record
AUGGACGAAGACGAAGGACAGACUAUUCACAGUGACUGUCGCAAGUCAGUCGCUGGCGAUCGACGGUACUCGAAAUAUUUACAAAUUAAUUUUGGCACAAGGCAGGAAUACGAAGAAAUCGACGGACCGGGCCGUACACGAAGCCCACACCGAAGCAAGCUCGUGAUUGCGACACUUUCCACGUUGCUAAUUGCUUUUGCUAUCGUCACUCUAGCUACCAGACUCGUCGGCUUGCCCAGAUUGGUGGCGGAAUCGCAAGAUUCGUUGACGAAUCUGGUCCCACUGAUCGCUCCGGAACUCGACUAUGGAGAGGAAAGCAACGAAGAACGAUUCCAGCGAUGUCAGGGAAUCGACUGGGAACAGGCGUGUCGGAAUUUGGCGGGAGGGGCUGGGGCACGCCGGAGACGCCUAGUAGUGGAAAACGAUCACCCCGCCGCACCGUUCGUGGCCUCCGAUUUGGAAGAAGCCUACCUCCUCGAUGUCGAUGAUCCGUCGGUCGUCUACGAUGAGCACUGCCUGCGAGUCUACCGCCUCGAUUUACUCCAAAAUAUUACCUUCCCCUACCACGCCAACAACUUACUCAGGGCUGGCGGAAACCAGACCAUGACACUCUUUAUCCAACACGGUGCCAUGCGGGACGCCGACAAAUACUUUUGCUCGUUCCGACAACUCAUGAAAUCGCAAACGUAUCGGCCGUUCGACGACAUUCUCAUCAUUGCGCCCGAUUUUAACUACAAGCAAGACGUUGGCGUACUCCCAACGGACGCCUUUUGGAACUCAUCGAAACCUACGGGAGACUGGAGAGGCGGUGCACAAUCCGAUCCCGAAUGCUGCAGCAGCGAUCUGACUCUUUCGAGUUACGAAAUCUUGGACCACAUGCUGCGUAUUUUGACCAGCAAAAAACUAUAUCCGCGAAUGGACAAGAUUUCAUACGUGGGUCAUUCAGCGGGAGCGCAAAUGGUGCAGCGUUACGCGCUUACGAGUCGAUUGGCGGCCAAACAUGAUGCCCAUAACGAUGCGGUUGCACUGGAGUUCGUCGUAGCCAAUCCCAGCUCUAUUCCUCACCGUCUUGGUGUUCCCACGACAAAGAAGGGUACAGAGGCGCAAUAUGAGCAGUGGGUCUGCGCGGACGGUUCGUAUAACUCAUGGCCGUACGGAAUUGACCUGGAACGAAAAGAGUAUUUACCGCCGUACAUUCUAAAUGCAGACAUGGAACGUGCCGUCCGACUGUACAGACAACGCAACGUGAUCUACAUGGUUGGUCAAAAUGACACUUGCAACGAUGGCUUGCCAACCUGCGAUUCGAGUUGCUGGAAACGCCUUGACUUUCUGCCGGGCGAAGAACCAUGUUUUCGCAACCAUAUGGACAAUCGAUGCCCCGCCAUGCUGGAAGGCCCCAAUCGUCGCACACGGGGUCUCCAAUACAUGGACUAUUUGCGAGAAAUCUACGGGAAUCAUACACACGUUCUACAUGUGAUUGAUGGAGUAGGUCACAACGCCACAGCCAUGUUUAGUUCAACUGUGGGUCUGCUGGAACUGUUUGACUAG